Messenger RNA from Stereum hirsutum FP-91666 SS1, 2021 nucleotides. RefSeq lists its product as uncharacterized. NCBI's taxonomy places the organism in Eukaryota, Fungi, Basidiomycota, Agaricomycetes, Russulales, Stereaceae. The coding region runs from base 1 to 1872 and encodes 623 amino acids. The transcript has 4 exons. The record is from RefSeq and is a predicted model, not a curated record.
AUGGCGUCUCGCGAACCUGCCAACUUGGCGACUCUUCCGACCGAGCUUAUACAUGUCAUCUGCGUGCAGGCUUUGGUCGCCGCGAAGCCUCUACCGUCCACAGAGUUUGUGGGGAAACAGGGGAAGAGAGCCGAAAUCCCUAUAGCCUGCCGCUACCGAGAGUGGACGCUCGGCCUUCGGCUAAUCUGUCGCACCAUGAACGCAGUGCUUGAGCCUCUAGUCCUGAACCGUCUCACUCUGAACAGGGAGGAUCUACUGUCGGGAGCAUCUGGCAUCCACGAGAUGCUUGAGACGAUCGCAUCUGGGACUGCUUCUCCAAUCGCAAAAUACACGAAGAGCCUGUUCAUUGGCUCGCUUCAUGAUGUGUCCUCCGCCGCUGAUUCCGAUGAAUCGGACAUGGCUGGAGGUCCGAUUUAUCCAGAGGAAUAUGAAACUCACAAUUAUGAUGAAGAGGUCGAGAACGACGGCGAAGAUGAGGGAGAUCCGUCCUUGUAUGGUUCACGGCAUGAUUUGGGUCAGCAUAUCCAGGGCAUAUUCAGCUAUCUUGAGGAUGUCGAGGAUGUCGCAGCGGAGGAUGAUCUAGCCAACUUCCAAGACGACGAUGCGGAAACGAUAUUGCGAGUUUCUCGUCUCAUACGAGACGCUCUCAUCAAAUUCUCCACCCUGGAAUCGUUCAGAUGGAACAUCAGAGCUGCCAGCCAUAAGACUCAUGUCUUUUCCGCUGUCACAGAAGCCCUUUCAACCCUUCCAUCAUUGUCCAAUGUAGCCUUCGGUAUCCACCGAGAACGACUUAACCUUCCAGCUCUUCCGACCUUCCCGAACACGGAAAGUCUGUCACUGUGUAUAUAUGGCCUUGGAUGCUGUCACAGAAGCUCUGUGGAGAUGUCCGAGCUCAUCUCUACUAUGGCGAAGACCCUUCCGGCAUUCCCAGCUGUCGAAAACUUAUCAGUCCACAGCUAUAGCUACGAAGACCCCACCAUCAAGGACGUCCUAUCUUACUGCUCUCCCGAACGCGCACCGCUAUUGAAAUCUCUUAACCUGCUGAACGUCCCCUUCGUCGUGGACGAUACCACGAUCCCCUACCUCCGACACUUGGAGACUCUUUCCACUAUCUUCAUGAUAAACUCGGGAGGAGCGACCGCUUCCAAAGGAACGUUGCCCGCAGACCGCCACGGAUCGACAAGUUUACGGUCCCUCACCGUAGAUAGUUACUGCGACAGUUCAGCCUUCUCCAUCGUUCCUCCCUCCGGUCUACGCCACUUAUCACUCCUAAGGAUGUCUACAUGGGGCAAUGCCGACAUGCCAUUCACCCGAGUCAUGUUCGACAACCUUUUGACAGGAAAUGCUGAAACGCUGGAGAGCCUGGCGGUAUUGCCAUCGGACGAUGUCUCGGAUCCCGAGGCUCGAAGCUGGACUUACGAUGACUCUAUGAUGGCUAUGAUGGCCAGAUGCCGCAAGCUCCAGCAUUUGGCCGUCAUUAUCGCUGUCGGACAGAAUAGCGCUGCCGACGCUUUAAUUGUGAGGAAGGUCGUUGCCUCUGUUUGUGAACUUGAUCAGCCCCUGCGUACACUCGCACUUGAUCUUUACGAUACUAGCAUCAGCCCUUAUACCGGUUUACGCUACAGUCGACUGCGUCCCACUGUCGUCCGGGAGUUCAUCAAACAACUCGAGUCCAUCGUCAUUCCUGACCCUGAAAGCACGGAUGCUAAUCCUCAUCACUAUCCUACCUUCAUACGCAUCGGCGAUCGCACCGCUUCUUAUCGCCUUAGUCGGUCGGGUGUAGGUGAUGUUCGAUACGUGCGAAUGGAGUGGGACGAAGUGGAAAGUUUGGUGUCGACGUUGCCUGGAGGAGAGAGCGCACGCCUCUGGUGAAGUAAAACUGACCUAUCUACGGUAUUCCUUGGUUUUCAUAUCGCUCCAUCGUGUUUUGAUUUGCAUGCUUUCGUUGACCUUUGUUGUUUCUGCUUUCACGACGUUGUUACUUGCUUGUUUUCAUGCCACGUCCCAUAAAAUCUGUGUUG